Coccinella septempunctata (seven-spotted ladybird) is the source of this 1426-nucleotide messenger RNA. RefSeq names its product PCI domain-containing protein 2 (gene PCID2). Gene Ontology annotation, biological process: transcription elongation by RNA polymerase II; post-transcriptional tethering of RNA polymerase II gene DNA at nuclear periphery; poly(A)+ mRNA export from nucleus. NCBI's taxonomy places the organism in Eukaryota, Metazoa, Arthropoda, Insecta, Coleoptera, Coccinellidae. The record is from RefSeq and is a predicted model, not a curated record. Bases 165 to 1361 code for a protein of 398 amino acids. Gene Ontology annotation, molecular function: double-stranded DNA binding; RNA binding. Gene Ontology annotation, cellular component: transcription export complex 2. The transcript has a single exon.
CCUAAAAUAAAAGUCGCCGAAAUUUGAUUGUGAUAAGUUAUUUUGGGCCACAUUAUUGGUAUAUUUGUGAUAAGGAUUUCUUGUUCCUCAGUAAUUUGUAGAAAUAACAUGCCUGAAGGAUUAUAGAUUGAUUCAACUAAUUGAAGUGAGGUCGUUCUGUUAAAAUGAAUUUUCUACCUUUGAGUAAUUACCUACAAAUAAUUGAGAGAGCUUGGAAUAAUCGCGAUGGAGAAAAGAUAUCCGCAUUUAUAUCAAUGCGUCAUGAACAUAUACAGUAUCCCAACUAUCAGCUGGAGAAUGCAGAUGCUCUUGUUCAACGAUUUCUACCAAGUCCCAUUGAUGACCUAAUUGUAUUUCAUUUAAAAUGCUGUUAUCACUUCAACCGAGGGUCUUUCGUGGAAGCCUACGAAGCUCAGAGUAUGUUGACACAAAGUUUUACUAAGGUAUUGCAAAUGCAGAAAGAGGAAAAUUGGUCUCUACCUAUUAUGUAUACCAUUUGUUCAGAUUUGCGAUUAUUAGCACAACUAGCAGAGAAAACGAGAACUGGAGUGAAUGAUAAACCUGGUGAAAUAUUAGAGAAGGCUGCUGAAUGUCUUAUGGGAUGUUUCAGAGUAUGUGCAGCUGACAAUAGAUCAUCAGAAGAAGAUACAAAACGGAUAGGAAUGUUGGCACUGGUGAAUCAGCUGUUCAAGGUGUAUUUCAGAAUUAACAAGUUGCAUUUAUGUAAACCAUUAAUAAGAGCAAUUCAGUCUUCACCAUUUAGUGAAAGUUUUUCUCUUAGUCAACAAAUAACCUACAAAUAUUUUGUAGGACGAAAAGCAAUGUUUGACAGUGAUUACGAAUUGGCUAACGAAUAUCUCACUUAUGCUUUUGAGAAUUGCCAUAAAUACAGUGUAAGAAACAAAAGACUCAUACUUCUUUAUUUAGUUCCUGUGAAAAUACUUCUUGGUUACAUUCCAAGUAGAUACGUUUUGGAAAAGUACGACUUGGUGCAGUUCUGGAAUUUAGUUCAAGCAGUAUGCCAAGGCAAUUUGAGAGAUUUCGAUGAACUUCUGGAGACUCAUGAAGCAUUUUUCAUCCAAUGUGGGAUUUAUCUCAUAAUAGCAAAACUGAAAAUUAUAGCUUACAGGAAUCUCUUCAGAAAAGUGUAUCUGAUUUUGAAAACACAUCAAAUUCCUGUAGAAUCUUUACAGACAGCUUUGGUUUAUUUAGGGCAAACAGAUGUAGAUUUGGAUGAAACUGAGUGUAUUGUUGCCAAUCUUAUUUACGAAGGGAAAAUUAAAGGCUAUAUUUCCCAUCAACACCGGAAAGUGGUUGUCAGUAAACAGAAUCCUUUUCCUCCUUUGACUAGUUUACAUUAAAUAUUUCAUUCCUAUGUUCAAUAUAAUUUUUUUCAGUCCUUCAACACAUUAAAAGCUUUUAUCAA